Messenger RNA from Temnothorax curvispinosus, 313 nucleotides. RefSeq lists its product as uncharacterized. Bases 2 to 313 code for a protein of 103 amino acids. The record is from RefSeq and is a predicted model, not a curated record. NCBI's taxonomy places the organism in Eukaryota, Metazoa, Arthropoda, Insecta, Hymenoptera, Formicidae. The transcript has 2 exons.
CAUGGACAGUUCUAAGGAAUUGGCAUACGCAGACCUAGAAUGGGCCAUCGGAAUAAAUCGCUUUACUCUGGAAAUGAUUGGUUUAUGGCCUGACGAGAAGUUAAGCAAUCGACAGAAAUUCUUGGCGAACCUCCGGGCUUUCGUUAUUUUCACUACGUUGAUUACUGUGUCAAUCAUACCCUCGAUAUUUUCGCUGGUGAGGGUCUGGAACGAUAUGAUAGCGAUAAUAGACAACUUGCAAAUCACAUUACCUUUCUCAGCUACCGCCGUGAAAAUCAUCAUUAUGUGGCUUCGAAAAGAAGGUGAAGAUUGA